GUCCUUGAAUGUGGAGGCGGAGAUGCUGGAGAAGACAGCGCCUCACUCGCGACAAGGAGAGCCCGGGCACGUGUCCAUGUACGUGAUCUGAUUGGAUACAUCGCCAUGACGUUCAGAGCACUGUGACGUCAUUCACUGGCUCUCAUUUUGGAAGGGAUUCAGUCGGCCAUCGCAGAUACACCGACAGCUUCGCUCUGGGAAGCGGCCGUUCACCUGCUCAUUGUGUGUGAAGAGACUCAUUCAGUUAACCCACCUUGUGAUGCUCCGGUUAAAAAUGACAAGGAAUUUGUCUACGGGAAUCUCAAACACAACAUGCCAGUUUUGCUGUCUCUGUCCAGAUAUUUAAGAGAGGAGCAAGGGAUUCACUCAAUCAUCCUUCCUGCUCAGACUGUGGGGAAGGAUUCACUCAAUCAUCUGACCGACUGGUGUGCCCGUCAUUUGCUGGGACACUGGGAAUUGAUUUAGUCAGUCAUUUCAACUGAAGGUACAUCAGCAAGUUCACACUGGGCAAGGCCAUUCAUCUGUUCUGUGGUUGAGAAGGCAUUCAGUUGGUCAUACCACCUGUGGAUACACUGGUCAGUUCUCUCUAUGCAGAGGCUUGACAUCUGCUGAAUUUUUGGGGAAGGAUUCACUCGGUCAUCUGACCUAAUGGCUCACCAGCGAGUUCACACUAGGGAGCGGCCGUUCACCUGCUCAGUCUGUGGGAAGGGAUUCACUAAAUCAUCCCACCUGCUGAGACACCAGUCAGUUCACACUGGAGAGAGGCCGUUCACCUGCUCAGACUGUGGUAAGGGGUACAUUUGCUCAUCCCAACUGAAGGUACAUCAGCGAGUUCACACCGGGGAGAGGCCGUUCACCUGCUCAGACUGUGGGAAGGGAUUCACUCAGUCAUCCGACCUACUGGCACACCAGUCAGUUCAUACUGGAGAGAGGCGAUUCACCUGCUCAGAGUGUGGGAAGGGAUUCACUUGCUCAUCUCACCUAUUGAGACACCAGUCAGUUCACACUGGAGAGAGGCCAUUCACUUGCUUAGACUGUGGGAAGGGAUUCACUUGUUCAUCUCAUCUACUGAGACACCAGUCAGUUCACACUGGAGAGCGCCCGUUCACCUGCUCAGACUGUGGGAAGGGGUUCACUUGCUCAUCCGAGCUGAAGGUACAUCAGCGAGUUCACACUGGGGAGAGGCCAUUCACCUGUUCAAACUGCGGGAAGGCAUUCAAUCAGUCAUCUGAACUGAAGGUACAUCAGCGAAUUCACACUGGUGAGAGGCCAUUCACCUGUUCAGACUGUGGGAAGGGAUUCACUUGCUCAUCCCAACUGAAGGUACAUGAGCGAGUUCACACUGGGGAGAGGCCAUUCACCUGCUCUGAUUGUGGGAAGGGAUUCACUUUCUCAUACAAACUGAAGGUACAUCAGCGAGGUCACACUGGGGAGCGGCCGUUCAUCUGCUCAGACUGUGGGAAGGGAUUCACUUGCUCAUCCCGACUGAAGGUACAUCAGCGAAUUCACACUGGGGAGAGGCCGUUCACCUGCUCAGAGUGUGGGAAGGGAUUCACUCAGUCAUCUGAACUGAAGGUACAUCAGCGAGUUCACACUGGAGAGAGGCCGUUCACCUGCUCAGUGUGUGGGAAGGGAUUCACUCAAUCAUUUAAACUGAAGGUACAUCAGAGAGUUCACACUGGAGAAAGGCCAUUCACUUGCUCAGACUGUGGGAAGGGAUUCACUCAGUCAUCCAUCCUAAUGGCUCACCAGCAAGCUCACAGUGGGGAGCAGCCGUUCACCUGCUCAGACUGUGGAAAGGGAUUCACUCGGUCAUCCCAACUGAAGGUACAUCAGAGAGUUCACACUGGGGAGAGGCGGUUCACCUGUUCAACUAUGGGAAGGGAUGCACUCAGUCAUCCAUCCUAAUGGCACGCCAACGAGUUCACAGUGGGGAGCGGCCGUUCACCUGCUAAAACUGCAGGAAGGGAUUCAAUCAGUCAUCUGAACUGAAGGUACAUCAGCGAGUUCACACUGGGGAGUGGCCGUUCACCUGCUCAGACUGUGGAAAGGGAUUCACUCGAUCAUCUGAACUGAAGGUACAUCAGUGAGUUCACACUGGGGAGAGGCCGUUCACAUGCUCAGACUGUGGAAAGGGAUUCACUCGAUCAUCUGAACUGAAGGUACAUCAGCGAGUUCACACUGGGGAGAGGCCGUUCACAUGUGCAGUGUAUGGGAAGGGAUUCACUCAGUCAUAUAAACUGAAGGUACAUCAGAGAGUUCACACUGGAGAGAGGCCAUUCACCUGCUCAGACUGUGGGAAGGGAUUCACUCAGUCAUCCAUCUUAAUAGCACACCAUCGAGUUCACAGUGGGGAGAGGCCGUUCACCUGCUGCGAAUGUGGGAAUGUAUUCACUCAGUCAUCUAAGCUCAUGUAACUCUCGCUUCAGCUAGCAGCUUAAAAUACGGGGUGAUAGCCCCCAACUCAGCCCGGUCAAACUUAAGAAAUCUCGUUUGGGUGGAUGCUGCUUGAGGUGUCCCCGUUACAAAUUAGUAUGCUGAAAUAACAAACAGUAAACAAUAUGUGAUUAAAUGAUUGAGCUUUAUAAUUCUUACUUUGACCAUUGCAUUAGUAAGGAAAAUUAAAAAAAAGAAAAAGUGCUCUCUCUCUCCAUUUGCAUCUUCUCACGUCUCCCUGGCAAAAGACCGUGGUAAUAUCACUUCCAGACUCACAAGAAAGAACAUUUCUGUCAUUGGACAGCCCAGCACUCCAAAACCCUGUUAUCUCUAGUUGUAACCUAAACAUUGCUGCUGCAGAGAAACCACUACCUCAGCAGUGAAACAUUACAGAGAGGCCAUUACAUCAGCAGUGAAACCUUAGAGCAUGUUAUACUUGUGACACACUACCGGGUUCACACUGGGGAGAAAGUUUCAAUAGGCUGCAUGCUGGAUAUUUGUCCAUCACAAUUGCUGAAUGCAAUUUCGAGACUGUCUGUCGGUGCUGAACUCUGCAAUUAUUGCUGCUGCUCACCACACCCAGUCCUGCACCCUGGUCACUAAGCAUGGGAGGAGUUUCUUCUGCUGCACAUUCACCUUUAAUGGAACUGGAGUUUAAUAUUCUGGGUCUAAGACAAAUAAAUAUUUUGAAUUCUGUCUUCAGUAUUUAGGUUUCACACAACUAGUGUACAGUAGAGAGUCAACUCAAGCCAGCUGGACCCUGCCAGUGAUUCAGUUCCAUGACAUUCCUUUUUAAUCCUCCCCUGUUGUUCAUAUCUCACUCUCCCUGGGUGGUGAGAUCCACCACUGGAUCCAUUGUCCAGUGGUGAUGGAUUCCAAACAAAAACCUCUCUGUGGUGAAGAGGAUUCCUUUGAGUUUUCUGCAGAGUGAAGAUGUCGAGGAGAAGGGAAUCAGCAGCAGGGCAUGGCAACGAAUGACAGAGUAGUUACAUUCGGAAGCUGAUUGACACAAGAAAAUCUUUUGUUUGUCUGACUGAUGACAAACUAUACCCAUGGUGAGCUGCUCCACUGGUUGAGGAACUUGUGUGCAUUGGGAAAUGCUUUAUUUAUUGAGGGAGUUGUUUCUGCUUGUUUUUCCUGUAAUUUUAUAUCCGGAUGGUUAUUACGGACUGUUCCAUCUGAAAUAAUGUAUUGAUUAACGUAUAGUUUUGUCACCAUCUCGUCUUCUUAGAUCGGUGGGAUAUCUCCCAUGGAGGGUCAUACUCAUUCCACUGGUUAAUGUUUUCUUCCAGAGUGAUAAUUCAUUUUUCUGAGUUGGCCUCUCAUUUAAGUUUUCUGUUCUGUAUAUCUUAUCACGAUUGCAUAUACACACAUGGAAUGCUGAAUCCAGUUCAUUUUUGAUUAAAAG
Molecule: messenger RNA, 3844 nt
Organism: Hypanus sabinus (Atlantic stingray)
Lineage: Eukaryota; Metazoa; Chordata; Chondrichthyes; Myliobatiformes; Dasyatidae
Product: zinc finger protein 229-like
Exons: 2
Coding region: 649-1908 (419 amino acids)
Biological process (GO): regulation of transcription by RNA polymerase II
Molecular function (GO): DNA-binding transcription factor activity; RNA polymerase II cis-regulatory region sequence-specific DNA binding
Source: RefSeq, a predicted model, not a curated record